Metschnikowia bicuspidata var. bicuspidata NRRL YB-4993 is the source of this 2462-nucleotide messenger RNA. Its product is annotated as cyclin-dependent serine/threonine protein kinase. The record is from RefSeq and is a predicted model, not a curated record. Lineage: Eukaryota; Fungi; Ascomycota; Pichiomycetes; Serinales; Metschnikowiaceae. Gene Ontology annotation, biological process: protein phosphorylation; positive regulation of transcription elongation by RNA polymerase II; transcription elongation by RNA polymerase II. The transcript has a single exon. Gene Ontology annotation, molecular function: cyclin-dependent protein serine/threonine kinase activity; cyclin binding; ATP binding. Gene Ontology annotation, cellular component: nucleus; cyclin/CDK positive transcription elongation factor complex. Bases 135 to 2054 code for a protein of 639 amino acids.
AGUGCACCUCAAAAGUUCGUUGAAGCACAGGCCAACACAGUUCCUGUGCCGUUUCGUGAAUAUCCUGUGAGCACUUUACCCUCGGUAGUUGGCAAAACUGUUCUUUCAAGGAGUGUGGCUUUUCGAAUCUGAUAAUGUCCGAUAGAUAUAGGCCGCCUUCGGGCCCAAAAGGUCCACGAGGAGCACCCCCUCCACUGUCUAGAAAUACCUGGGGAGGGCCAGGGUCUAGGCCUCAUCAUCGUGCAACACCCGGGCCUCCACGGUACAGAGAAAGGGAUCAUUAUCGGCCUUAUGGAGGGGAAAGAUAUACAUCAAGCAGCCAAGGAGGCGGCACUUCCCGUGAUAUGGAGAGGCCAAGUGGACCUUCCGGUUAUAGGGAUGGCCCUAUCAAUAGUCAAAAACGGUCAUAUCCCGAAGCCAGGCAAGGAAGAGCCACAGACGGGCCGAACAAAAGAAGAGAGUUUGUCUCCAGGGACAUGAACAGCGGCCCCCGCUCAGAAGCACUAGAACCUGUUCCGAAAAGAGCAGAUCCGAAUCUAGCUGAACCUCCCCGCGGGCCACGAGUAGUUCACGCGUUCGAAAAAAAGACUAGGGAUAGACCUCCUGUCAAUGGACCGGUUCCAGGCCCCGGCCCCAGAAAACAUAGGCUUAGGCCAAACCAGAUCUAUCUGGUUUACAGCGUUAGAACCUCUGAUCUAUACAAACGAGUCCAGCAGGUCGGCGAGGGAACAUAUGGCAAAGUCUACAAAGCUCGAAAUGAAGUAACUGGAGAAAGCGUGGCUAUCAAGAAGCUCAGGCUUGAAACCGAAAGAGAGGGUUUCCCCAUUACUGCCAUGAGGGAAAUCAAAUUGUUGCAGAGUUUCGACCACCCGAAUAUCGUCGGGCUAUUGGAAAUGAUGGUCGAGUACAACCAAAUAACAAUGAUCUUUGACUACUUGAACCACGAUCUCACAGGCCUCUUGACACUCCCUGAUUUGCAGCUAACGGAAGGUCACCGUAAAAUGAUAUUCAAGCAGCUUAUGACGGGGCUUGAUUACCUCCACAAAAUGCGUGUAAUUCACCGUGAUAUCAAAGGCUCUAACAUCUUGCUUAAUUCUCAAGGUAUACUCAAAAUUGCGGACUUUGGAUUGGCUCGAAAUAUGAAAGUUUUGAGAGAUGGAGAUAGCCCUGAUUAUACAAACAGAGUCAUUACUAUAUGGUAUAGACCACCCGAGUUGCUAAUGGGAUCAACAGACUAUGGCCGAGAAGUUGAUAUCUGGGGAGUUGGCUGUCUUUUGAUCGAGUUGUAUACCAAAGCGGCCAUUUUUCAAGGUGCCGAAGAGAUCUCCCAGCUUUACAAAAUUUAUGAAGUAAUGGGCACCCCUACCGCAGAAAGUUGGCCUGGCAUUGAGAACUUACCAUGGUUCGAGAUGUUGAAGCCGCGGAUCAAGCGUACCUCAAGAUUCGAAAAGGACUUUAAGAAUCUAAUGACCGACGAUGGUUUUGACCUCGCCCAAAAGUUGCUCCUGCUUGAUCCAGGAAGAAGGAUCACUGCUGAGAAAGCGCUCAUGCAUCCUUACUUCCAGAGUGAUCCUCAACCAGAGGAAUUGAAAUUCAUGGAGAGUAUAGUCGGUGAAUGGCACGAGUUUGAAACAAAAAAGAGAAGAAGAGAUGAAAGAAAAAGACAACUGGAGCUAAAGCACACGAAAAAAAUAGAAAGCUCAGUUCCUCCGAGUCUUGGAAAGUCAACUCAAUUGGAUUCCCCGUCAAUAACGACGCGUUCAGUGUCUGCAACUCCCUUUGAGAAAGCCGUGAAUGUCUCAGAAGACUCCCCUCAGCAAACACAAGAUGCAAAUCUUGAGGUCGUAAACACUGAAAAUGAGGCUGUACAGACAUCCCAAACUAUGCCAACCCAAGACGACGUAGAUGUUACGCGGUCGGAGGGUUCGACAGCAACCGAGGAAAAAACCAUAGAGAGACAAGAACCUGAAGUUGAGAUGGAGAAGGCCAAUGACCCGGAACUGAUGGAGCCGAAUGUCAUCGAUAACAAAGGUGUGGGCGGGGAGGCAAAAUGAUGCAGUCGUAUACUUUAUUUCAAUUUAAAGCUAGAGAUUAUGCGACGGGAAUUAACUAGUUUCGUUUUCAUGUCCCCUACUCAAAUCCAACAUUAGCUACGACAUAACAAGAAUGAAAAAAAAAAAAUAAAGAACGCCUAUUCUACGCUUUAAGUCUAAGUUUAUCAUAGGGCGUACUCACCAAAGUAUCCAGCACGCGAGGAAUAGCAAAACAAAAGGUCAUUAUAUAAAUAAUGGACACUCAUACAAGUAUGUACAUACUGCAGAAUUGGAGGAAAUGGAUAAAGAUUUACUGCAGUAUACACCGACUUCACACCUAUAGUACGAUGUCAAUUCAAAUACCUAGUCAUGACUUGCCCCGCUCGAUGCGCGGACCUUCUGCAUCACUAUUCGAAAGAUGCCAAGCCC